AUGCCGGACUGGAGAGGUGACACCCAGCUCGGGGACCUUCCCAAGGAGCUGAUUGACAGCAUACUCGUCCUGUUGCCGUCCAAGGACGUCGGCCGCUGCCGGGCCGUCAGCAAGUCGUGGCGCAGUAUCACCUCCAGGUAUGAAUUCAUGCUUGAACACCAUCGCCGCCAGCCAUCGCUCCCCAUCAUCAAUGGGCAGGGCUGGCCUUCGAGUUUCGUCCUCUUCAUCCAGGCCGGCACCAGUUCCUCCAAUCAAAAGCUCUGGCCAUUCAAACCAGGCACCAGAUAUCAUUCAGAUAGUUGCCUCCAGGGGACUUGUGAUGGCUUGAUCAUCGUCAAUUGGGGAUCCCGGUUAUACAUCUGCAACCCGGUCAUCCGCAAACAUAUUCUCCUACCGCAACCUCAAGGUGGGCAAGCCUACAACCGAGUAAGUGGUUUCUACCGGCACCAUCCAACCGGAGAACACAGGGUUCUCUUGGUCUCAACUCCAUGUCAGGGUAAAUCCAACUUAUAUGUCAUCACGGUUGGAUCUUCCGAGCCGAGACAUGUCACAGUGAAAAUGCCAAUCGUACUGUCAUCUUAUGUGGAACAUAGGUUCCUGGUUAGGCUGCUCCCUGGGUCCUAUUGUCCACCACCAGUCCAGCACCGUGGUAGUCUACACUGGUGCCCUCCUUGUGGUGCUGGUGAUAUUCCCGGAGGCAUUGGAGACAUUAUUGUGUUUGACACAGAAGCCGAGUUAUUCCGAUGGAUACACACUCCUGCCCAGCCAUACUCUGAUAAGAAGUUGUUUGAGAUGAAGGGGGAACUUGCUUUCUGGGGCAGCAGAUUCUCCAGCUCGAAUAUCGGUUUAACUGUCAUGGAUGUCUGGGUGAUGCAGGAUUACAAGGCCGGAAUAUGGGGUUUCCAGUACCGGAUUGACCUCUCAACGUUGGAGGCAUCACGACAACUAUAUCUAUCUUCUUACAAAAAGAAAAAGAAAACACCACUUCAUUCAGCACUACAAGGGUUCAACGAUGUGGUUCUGCUCAACGACCGUGAGCUGCUCAUAAGGUUUAAUUCAGAACAUGUGCUGCGCUGCGACACUGAUGGUAAGUUUUUAGGUAUGGUGAACAUUGGGAAGAGUCAAUAUCGAAUGAUGCUCACCCAGUACUAUCUCAGUGAGAGCAUUAUUCCAAUUCCCUCCAAUGAUAUGCAAGAAGAUGACGAGGUGCCUCCGUUCAUAGGGCAUGUCUAA
Molecule: messenger RNA, 1233 nt
Organism: Triticum turgidum subsp. durum (durum wheat)
Lineage: Eukaryota; Viridiplantae; Streptophyta; Magnoliopsida; Poales; Poaceae
Source: the annotation of a GenBank genome assembly